Molecule: messenger RNA, 1682 nt
Organism: Ascochyta rabiei
Lineage: Eukaryota; Fungi; Ascomycota; Dothideomycetes; Pleosporales; Didymellaceae
Product: Transcription factor
Exons: 4
Coding region: 1-1656 (551 amino acids)
Biological process (GO): regulation of transcription by RNA polymerase II
Molecular function (GO): DNA-binding transcription factor activity, RNA polymerase II-specific; RNA polymerase II cis-regulatory region sequence-specific DNA binding
Source: RefSeq, a predicted model, not a curated record
AUGGCUGCUGCAACUCAUACCACGCGCACCUCCCCCCAGAAUUCGAACAUGUCCUCUCCCAAAGAUAGCAAAAGUACCCUUCCCGUCGUGACCAAGACUGAAGAGCCUGCAGAGGUCAAGCCAGACACCAAAGACAUUCCCACCGUAUCCGAACCCACCAACCCCGACGCAAAGCCUGCGGUGACCAAUGCAGCCCCGCUGGCACCUCCUCCCAAGCCCGCGCCAUCAACAACCGGUGACACGCCCGACUACUUCAACACUGUACACAACCCCUUCUCGUUGGAGCCAAACGUCUUCGAGCAGUCCUUCGGAGGCAACGGCUCUGUAGAAACACCUGGCGGCCGCACCAUUCUGCCGCCCGUUGCAAACAUCACGUCGCCGUCUCCGUUGCCCGGUAUCACACCUGGCUGGCAGUCGUUGCGCGCUGGCCCUUUGAGCCCUGCCAUGCUCAGUGGUCCUACAGGCCAGACGGACUAUUUCAGCGAAUCGUUCAGAGGCUUCCCUACCCCCAACGAGUCUUCUCUGCGCACUGGUCUUACGCCUGGCGGAGGUGGGUCCAUGUUCCCCGCCCCAAGUCCCAACACCCAGGCUAUCUUCAACCUCCAAAGUGCUGGUGUCACUCCUGGAACAGGUGACUUCCAGCAGGCUGCUAUGCGAGCGGCCGCUCAGGCUAACCAAAAUAAGACCUCGGCAGCACCCACUUCACAACCUGACACGGUAACCGCAGGAAUGGAUCGCCAAAACAACUAUCAGCAAGCCCAGCAACAACAGCAGAGGUCUCAAAACGACCCAUACGCUAAUCAUGACGUCAGCAGCGCCGCUAACGACUUGCUCUCGUUUGCAAGUCAGAAUGGCGGCGGUGCUAGGAACAACCAGCCACCGUUCUCUAUGGCGCCCCAGAACCAGUCGGUGAACGCUGGUCAUAUGCCUGUCCAACCUGUCGGCGCUGAUCACAGCCGCCGCAAUACAAAGGGCUCCAUCAACAGCAUGGCUUCUGCCGACACUGGUGACUUCUCCGAGUCCGGUCAAAGUGAGCAGAACAAAGGAUCUCGUACACGAGGCAAGAAAGGUGCUGCUAACGGCAAGCAAGCCGCCGGUACGAAGCGAAAAGCCGAUGAUGCUCCCAAAGGUGGACGCAAGAAGGGCGCUGCUGCCUCCAUGGAUGAUGAAGACGACUCUGACGACGAGAUGGCGAACAUGAAAGAAGAAGAGUUCGACAGCAAGGGCCGCAAGAUGACCGACGAGGAGAAGCGCAAGAACUUCCUUGAGAGAAACAGGGUUGCUGCCCUCAAGUGCCGUCAAAGGAAGAAGCAGUGGCUUGCCAAUCUGCAGGCCAAGGUUGAGCUGUUCAGCACAGAGAACGACGCUCUCUCUGCUACCGUUACUCAACUUCGCGAGGAAAUAGUAAACCUCAAGACGCUCCUUCUUGCUCACAAGGACUGCCCAGUCUCGCAAACACAGGGUCUUCAUGGAGCUGCCAUGAACAAUUUCCUUGGUAGUGACGUCAGCCACCAAAAUCCUUAUGGCAUUGCUCAGCUGCAACACAACGGCGUUCACCACAUGGGGAUGCCGAUGCAGGGUCAGAUGAUGAACCGGUAUGCAUACCAAUCAAGUGCAGACGAUCAACACAACGCGCGUUAUCGUCCGGAUGCUUGAACUAUGGGCUCACUGUCGUCAGGUAA